GGCUCUCACCUUUGUCUAUCCUUUUGGUGCCACAUUGAGUGUCAUGAAACCAGCAGUGGCUGUUUUGUCCACAGGCUCUGUCUGUUUCCCGCUUAACAGACCCAUUCUGGCUUUCUAUCACUCGAAGAACCAAGGUGGGAAGCUGGCAGUGCUUGGCUCAUGUCACAUGUUCAGUGACCAAUAUUUGGAUAAAGAAGAAAACAUCAAAAUCAUGGAUGUUGUUUUCCAGUGGCUCACAACGGGAGACAUCCACCUAAACCAGAUAGAUGCUGAGGACCCAGAGAUUUCCGACUACAUGAUGCUGCCCGACACAGCCACCCUGUCAGAGAGGCUUCGAGUGUGUCUCCAGGAAGGCGAUGAGAACCCAAGAGACUUUACCACCCUCUUCGACCUGUCCAUUUACCAGCUGGAUACCACCUCCCUCCCCAAGGUCAUCAAGGCCCACGAACAGCUAAAUGUGAAACAUGAACCUCUCCAGCUCAUCCAGCCUCAGUUUGAGACGCCACUGCCAGCCCUUCAGCCAGCGGUGAGUAGGUGUGCUUACCCUUACCUUGCCAACUAGGCCAUCAGCUGGGUUCUUCCGCCAAGCAUGUGGAUAUGUACACCUUAUGUUACGGCAGUUCUCACAGAGUCACGUUGCUCUGGCUCUGAACAGGCAGGGACCAGACCAUUAGUAUUCCGUAAGGCCUUCCACUGGCUGUAGCUCCCAACCGAGAGAUCAAGGGUGUGGACUUUGGUGGCUGUUAAGCAUUUCCCAUCUUGUGUAGUUGGAGGGCCUAUAUGAGAGGAGAAGUCCUUGGUGAAAAGGAGGAAAUGGUUUGCACUGCAGCUUUCCAGGCAACAGGUGCUCAGGUUCAUGGCACAGAUUCAUAGCGUCCUGGGCCGGGGGGGGCAGGUGUUCACAAGUUACUUUCAACAUUCCAGUCCAGCAGGAACUCACCUUACCUUCAAAACCAUCCUAUCCCACCACAUUCUGGAAUGUUAUGAACUACUUGGCUUCAUUUUGGUAGCUUGAAGUGGGCCAUGGUGGGAGUAUUUACAUUGCAGAAAAUGACAAAGGCUACAGAGCAGACCUGUGUGUUUUGUCUUGAAAGCUGAUAGUGCAACAUUUCUCAGCACACCACUGGCUCAUACCUGUGAAUUCUGGCUCCAGGUUUAGCACUUUCUACAUGAAUCUAUAGAUCUGCUUCCCCAAUUUCUGUCCCUAAUGAACUCAUGGGUAAAUGAGAAACACACUGUACAGAGAAAUGUUCAAAACAAA
This is a messenger RNA of Leptonychotes weddellii (Weddell seal), 1261 nucleotides long. NCBI's taxonomy places the organism in Eukaryota, Metazoa, Chordata, Mammalia, Carnivora, Phocidae. The record is from RefSeq and is a predicted model, not a curated record.